AUGUCUUUACUCAGAAUUUAUUCUUCCUUGUUUAAAAAUAAUUUAACGAAAAUUUCUUCUUUUUCAUCACCGCCAACAACCAUAGCGACAACAAUAGAAAAAAAAGAUAACAUUAGUAACAAUAAUAGGAGGAAUUAUAUGAAAUUACCUUCGAAAUUAUGGGAAUUAGGUAAAUUGAAUCAUGUUGCAAUUGCAGUUCCAAACCUAGAAAAGGCUAUAGAUUUUUAUAAAAAUAUUUUAAGGGCAAAAGAAGUUAGCGAAGCUGUGGAACAACCUGAGCAUGGCGUUUACACAGUAUUUGUGAGUUUAGGAAAUACAAAAAUUGAAUUAUUACAUCCUUAUGGUGAUAAAUCACCAAUUCAAAAUUUUUUAGAAAAAAAUAAAAAUGGUGGAAUUCACCAUGUUUGUAUUGAGGUUAACAAUGUCACAGAAGCAGUUAAAGAAUUGACAGAAAAAGGUGUAAGAGCAUUAGAUCCUGAACCAAAGAUCGAAAAAAAUAAAAAUGGUGGAAUUCACCAUGUUUGUAUUGAGGUUAACAAUGUCACAGAAGCAGUUAAAGAAUUGACAGAAAAAGGUGUAAGAGCAUUAGAUCCUGAACCAAAGAUCGGUGCGCAUGGGAAUCCGGUUAUAUUCCUACACCCAAAAGAUUGUGGUGGUGUUUUAGUUGAAUUGGAAGAAGUUAAAUAA
Molecule: messenger RNA, 687 nt
Organism: Entrophospora sp. SA101
Lineage: Eukaryota; Fungi; Glomeromycota; Glomeromycetes; Entrophosporales; Entrophosporaceae
Source: the annotation of a GenBank genome assembly